CGCGGGCGGUAGGCAACUGCUGAGGCGGCGGCGGCGGCGGCGGCGGCGGCGUGGGCUGGGCUCGAGCGGGCGGCGGCACCUCAGACUCCCGGCGCGGGAGCCCACGCGGGCGGGCGCCUGAAACAAAGAGAAGCGAGAGUCAGGGCGCCGCGGGUGCGCGGUCAGUCGGUCAGCGCAGAGCCGGCCAGCGGGUGCCCGCGGAAGCCCGGAGCCCGGCCGGCCGGCGCAGCCUCAGGGCGGGAAGAUGCCGCGCGUCGUGCCCGACCAGAGAAGCAAGUUCGAGAACGAAGAGUUCUUCAGGAAGCUGAGCCGCGAAUGUGAGAUUAAGUACACGGGCUUCAGGGACCGGCCCCACGAGGAGCGCCAGGCGCGCUUCCAGAACGCCUGCCGUGACGGCCGCUCGGAAAUCGCUUUUGUGGCCACAGGAACCAAUCUGUCUCUCCAGUUUUUUCCGGCCAGCUGGCAGGGAGAACAGCGACAAACACCUAGCCGAGAGUAUGUCGACUUAGAAAGAGAAGCAGGCAAGGUAUAUUUGAAGGCUCCCAUGAUUCUGAAUGGAGUCUGUGUUAUCUGGAAAGGUUGGAUUGAUCUCCAGAGACUGGAUGGUAUGGGCUGCCUGGAGUUUGAUGAGGAGCGAGCCCAGCUGCACAUGGUUUGGGUCAUGCUGCUCUGCCUUCUGUGCUACCUCGUGCUGUUCCUCUGCCGACAUUCCUCCCAUCGUGGCGUCUUCCUCUCCGUCACCAUCCUCAUCUACCUACUCAUGGGUGAGAUGCACAUGGUGGACACUGUGACGUGGCACAAGAUGCGAGGGGCCCAGAUGAUUGUGGCCAUGAAGGCAGUGUCUCUGGGCUUCGAUCUGGACCGGGGCGAGGUGGGUGUGGUGCCCUCGCCCGUGGAGUUCAUGGGCUACCUCUACUUUGUGGGCACCAUCGUCUUUGGGCCCUGGAUAUCCUUCCACAGCUACCUACAGGCUGUCCAAGGACUCCCGCUGAGCCGCCAGUGGCUGCAGAAGGUGGCCCAGAGCCUGGUGCUGGCCCUGCUGUGCCUUGUGCUGUCCACCUGUGUGGGCCCCUACCUCUUCCCCUACUUCAUUCCCCUUGAUGGUGACCACCUCCUUCACAAGUGGCUGCGAGCCUACGAGAGUGCUGUCUCCUUCCACUUCAGCAACUAUUUUGUGGGCUUUCUAUCUGAGGCCACAGCCACAUUGGCGGGGGCUGGCUUCACCGAGGAGAAGGGUCACCUGGAAUGGGACCUGACGGUCUCUAAGCCACUGAAUGUGGAGCUGCCCCGGUCCAUGGUGGAAGUUGUCACAAGCUGGAACCUGCCCAUGUCUUGUUGGCUAAAUAACUAUGUUUUCAAGAAUGCUCUCCACCUCGGGACCUUUUCAGCCGUGCUGGUCACCUAUGCAACCAGCGCCCUCCUGCACGGCUUUAGCUUCCACCUGGCUGCGGUGCUGCUGUCCCUGGCAUUUAUCACUUAUGUGGAGCACAUCCUCCGAAAGCGCCUGGCUCGGAUCCUCAGUGCCUGUGUCUUGUCGAAAAGGUGCCCACCAGACUGUUCACACCAGCAUCGUUUGGGCUUGGGGGUGCGAGCCUUAAAUCUGCUCUUUGGGGCCCUGGCCAUCUUCCACCUGGCCUACCUGGGCUCCCUGUUUGACGUUGAUGUGGACGAUACCACAGAGGAGCAGGGCUACAGCAUGGCAUACACUGUCCACAAGUGGUCAGAGCUCAGCUGGGCCAGUCACUGGGUCACUUUUGGAUGCUGGAUCUUCUACCAUCUCAUAGGCUGAGGCACGUCUGUGGACCCUCACAGCUCCCUCAAGAACCCUCCCCUGGGUGCCAACUCUGAUGGGGGGAUGAGGGAAGGCCCUUUCUCUAAUUUUUUUUUUUUUCCUGCGGUACGCGGGCCUCUCACUGUUGUGGCCUCUCCCGUUGCGGAGCACAGGCUCCGGACGCGCAGGCUCAGCGGCCAUGGCUCACGGGCCCAGCCGCUCCGCAGCAUGUGGGAUCUUCCCGGACCAGGGCACGAACCUGUGUCCCCUGCAUCGGUAGGCGGACUUUCAACCAGUGCGCCACCAGGGAAGCCCUAAUUUUUGACCCUCUUUUUUGACCCUCUCUCCAUUCUUGACCCCCCCGCCCAGUACACACACACACACACACACACACACACACACACACACACACACACACACACACACACACACACACACACACACACACACACACACACACACACACACACACACACACACACACUUCCAUCCAUGGUCCUCCCCGCCUUCCUUGUCUCUUUUUAUAUACAGUUUGUUGUUAUCAAAUACAGUUAGGAAGUACUUUUUAAAAAGAGUAAGUAUAGAAAGUCUCAUGUUCUCAUAAUAUUGAUGAAUUCUGAAGAGAUUGAGACCCAAAUAUUGGUCCUGGUUUGGGGAAGGUUUUUCCUUCAGUGGUUCUAAAUUGCACUGGAUUACCACUAUGUGCUUAGUGGGGCACUUCAAAGUGUAGUAGAUGGUUCUGUUUAAUAUUUGUUCUGGAUCCAUAGCACAUUAUGGGGGGGACACCCAGUUUAAAAUAAAAUGUAGGAGCAGCACUUUUGAAAUGGCUGAGUGAGGAGCUUGGCAGAUUCUCUCUCCAAAAAGCAGUGAUUAAACUUAACAAAAUUGUAAACAAACAAACAAAAACCCAUUUAAGGUCUCUGGAAAUUAACCACAGGACAUAUAUUGAGAGGCAUUUAUUCAAACAAAGCUAGUGAAUUUCAGUAAGAACAGUGAGAGUCUGGCAUUUUUGUCGGGAGCUGCUCCCAUCUCCCUUAGCUCUGUGGUUCCUCAAGUUCUACCCUGAGCAGGUUAGAGCCAUGAGGACUGGCAGCUCUGCUGUCCUCUCAGAGGGAGCUGACUUUAUUUAGAGUAGCACUUGGAAAAAUACAUAUCCAGGGCUGUUAUUGAAAACAAUAGCAGUCUCUGUGGCAAACAAUUGGAGAAAACUAAUGUUUCAGGAAGCAACAAAAUGGCAGACUAGCCAGAAAUUUAUCAGGGAAAUCUAGGGAAAGAGAUAGCUAAAGUAAGCCUUAUUGAGAUCACACUUAACCUCUCAUGGUCCAAAAGGCUAUGUACAUGUGCAAGGCUACACCUGUUCAAGAGAGGACAGAGAGAGCCCUUGAAAGCUGCUAGUCCCUGGCUGAAUACAGGGUAGACUGAUAAACUCCCUGCACUUUGAAAGUAAGCCACACACAGAUCCCAUGGCAAAGGAUUAGAAGCCUUCUGACUCAAGGUGUUUAAGCAAAACCUCUGACCAAUCACUGGCUGACCACUAGGUUAUGCUGACCCAGGGGCAACCCCCUAGAAAGCAAGGCUUAAAAAGAAAAAAAAUUAAGCAGUGACAUCAGAGGCUGCACACUGCUGGGGAAACAGACUCCACACAGCUAGGCAAGUCACUAAGUAGACAAACAGAAAACAGUAACAACAGGCUGGAGGCAGGGGUCAGAAUUCAGAGUUGCUACAGUAUAUUAUCUAAAAUAUCCAGUUUUUAACAGGAAAUUAUAAGACAUGCAAAUAAGUACAAAAGUGUGACUGAUACUCAGGGGAAAAAGCAGGCAGUAGAUACCCUGCCUCAAAUGAUGGUUCUUAGUGACAAAAGAGUUAAAAGCAAUUCUUUUUCAGUGUGUUCAAAGAGCUAAAGGAAAAUUUCUUCCUUUAAAGAAUUGAAGGACAAUUAUGACAGUGACUCAUGAAAGACAGAAUAUUAAUAAAGAGAUCUAAAUUUUUAAAAAGAAUCAAGUAGAAAUUCUAGAAUUGAAAAGUAACAAUAACUGAAAUGAAAAAUUCACAGACUCAACAGAUUUAAGCUGGCAGAAGAAUUAGUGAACUUGAACAUAGAUUAAUAGAGAUUAUCCAGUCUCAAGAACAGAAAGAAGAAAGAACAAAGAAAAAUGAACAGUAUCAGAGAUUGUAGGACACCAGCACACAGACCAACAUAUACGUAAUGAAAGUCCCAGGCGAUAAGGAGAGAAAGAAAGGGGCAGAAAAUAUGUUUUAAGAAAUAAUGGCCGAAAACUUCUAAAUUUGAUGAAAAAUAUUCAUGUCCAUGUCCAAGAAGUUUAAUGAACUCCAAGUAGGGUAAGCAGAAAGAAAUCCACAACUAGGUACAUCAUAGCCAAACUGUUGAAAAACAAAGAGAAUCUUAAAAGCAGCAAGAAAUAGGCCUCAUUACACACAAGGGAGCCACAAUAAGAUUAAGAGUUGACUUGUCUUUUGAAAUUAUGGAGGCCAGAAGAUAGUGUGAUGACAUAUUCAAAAUGCUGAAAGAACAUGUCAGAGUAUCUGAUUAUUAGCGGGUGUUAAUUUUUUCAGUUGUUUAAUAUUAAUCCUCUUAAUAAAGUUAAAAUAAUGGGAAGAAUAAAAAGGAGCUCUCUUUUUGUUAUUUCUGUUAUUCCCAUUUUGCUCACCAUAUAUAGAAAUGUAGGAAUUUUCUUCUUAAGAGAUCAAAAAAUUAAACCUUCCUAGUAAAAAAUUCAGGUUCAAAGUUAAAAUUCUUAAGAAAGAAUCUCUGCUACCUUGAUUUCCACAGGGAUAAGGAAUACCUAAUUCCUUCAGAAAAAUAGUAAAUAAUUGGCAGUUUAGAAGGCUGUUUCUGUAAGAAGUGAUACAGCAGAUUGAAUUUAUGUAAGGGUGAAUUUCAGAUUGAGUUGACUUCUAAAACUGAAAUAUUUUAUUAAAGUGAUAGGUAAAAAUUUAAAGUUUAGCCCACAGUAUUUUCCAUACUGAAAAUUUCUCUGCUUUGUUGCCCUGGUCCACAAAUAGGGCUUUAUCACUAUAAAGUAAGUACCAUCUGUUGUCAUAGUAAACUAAUAUAAUAAUAGGUCUUACAUAAUAUAAAAAUUUUAAAGCAGGGGAUACCAACCAUUCAGUCAACAGUCAGCACUUCUCUGGAGCUUUCCCCAUCCCCCAGUCUUCUGGAAGAUAGUAUAUGUAAAGAGGCAAUGAAGUAUAGAAGUUAGGAGUAGGCGCUUCAUGGUCAUGUAAUUGUGAUUCCUGGCCCCACCACUUACCAGCUAUUGUGGACGGCAUGUUUGUGUUCCCCCAAAAUUCAUAUUUUGAACCCCCAACUUCCAAUAUGACUGUAUUUGGAGAUAGGACCUUUAUGGGGUCUGUUAAGGUUAAAUGAGUCCUAAGAGUAGGGCCCUGAUAUGAUAGGAUUAGUGUCCUGAUAAGACAUGCACAAGGGAGCUAAGCUUGCUCAAUCUCUCUCUCUGCCAUGUGAGAACAAAACUCUCCAACAGAUGCUCAGGUACCUGGUAGGCUAAGAGAUAAACAGAGGAUAGUCACAAUUACAUUUUUUAAAAUUAAAUUGUAUAAGUAUUUCAACUGAAAUAUUUUCACAGGUAUUGUCUUUUUGCCUUUGU
Messenger RNA from Lagenorhynchus albirostris (white-beaked dolphin), 5397 nucleotides. It is a transcript of the gene CBFB, whose product is annotated as core-binding factor subunit beta. Gene Ontology annotation, molecular function: sequence-specific DNA binding; palmitoleoyltransferase activity; transcription coactivator activity. Lineage: Eukaryota; Metazoa; Chordata; Mammalia; Artiodactyla; Delphinidae. The record is from RefSeq and is a predicted model, not a curated record. Gene Ontology annotation, biological process: regulation of transcription by RNA polymerase II; Wnt protein secretion; canonical Wnt signaling pathway. Gene Ontology annotation, cellular component: endoplasmic reticulum; core-binding factor complex; membrane. Bases 245 to 1789 code for a protein of 514 amino acids. The transcript is spliced from 5 exons.